Molecule: messenger RNA, 501 nt
Organism: Oppiella nova
Lineage: Eukaryota; Metazoa; Arthropoda; Arachnida; Sarcoptiformes; Oppiidae
Source: the annotation of a GenBank genome assembly
ACGGUCUCAGCCUUCGCUCAACUGCUCAUCAAUAAGGAGAAUAUGAAGACAUGGAAUGAUGUGAUCAAUUGCACUGAAGACCAACAGAACCAACUCUUGGAUCAAAUCAAUAUAAAGAGAUCCAGAGCUCAAAGUGAAUGCAAAGCUCCUGACGAUGGAGUGGACAGUCGUACACAUGAGACUGCAUUCACUGCCGACCAAUGCUUCAAACGAAUUGAUUCUGAUCUCAAGAAUACGCUGAAGAAGAAGCACUUACCACUCGGAGUGUUGGCUCACAUUGAAGAAGAAAUCACAGCCUUCUUCCGCGACAAGCCGUUCGCCACCUAUAAGUCGUGCCUUCAAUCCACAGGUUCAACAAAAUCGGGGUUUCGACGCCUUCUACUCCACGCCUGCUGUCAAUAUCUGGACCUCAAGUGUCUCAGCUUUGAUGCAAACGGCGAGCGCUGGUCCAGAGUUAACAAUCGCAACAAAUAUUUCUCUCAGCCGUCAGUAAUGCUCACC